This is a messenger RNA of Brassica oleracea var. oleracea, 885 nucleotides long. RefSeq names its product transmembrane protein 205. Lineage: Eukaryota; Viridiplantae; Streptophyta; Magnoliopsida; Brassicales; Brassicaceae. The record is from RefSeq and is a predicted model, not a curated record. The transcript has 3 exons. The coding region runs from base 88 to 729 and encodes 213 amino acids.
UCUCGUAACUUGUAAGAAGGGACUUUACUCUCAGCUACAACAAUUUCAUCUUUGGAGAAGAGUGAUCGGAAACCAUCAUCAUCGGCGAUGGGUUGGCUGACGAGGCUCCUAGCAGCGGUAGCGUUUUUAGCCGCCGGAGUUAUAUUCUCACCGGAGACAUUCGGAUCGCUGUCGAAGGGCGAGAAUCCAGCGAAGGUUUUGAUAUUCGUGAAGCUAGCUCAUCUACUCAGCUUCGCUACAGCUUGGGGAGCUGCUCUCUGGGCUACCUUCAUCGGCGGAAUCAUCAUGUUCAAGAACUUACCGAGGCAUCAGUUCGGUAACCUUCAAAGCAAGAUGUUUCCAGCUUAUUUCACUCUCGUUGGUUCUUGCUGCGCCAUUUCACUCUCUGCGUUUGGUUACUUGCAUCCAUGGAAGUCAUCUUCUACCGCAGAGAAGUAUCAGCUUGGGUUCCUCGUCUCCGCUUUUGCUUUCAAUCUCACCAAUUUGCUCGUCUUCACUCCCAUGACCAUCGAUAUGAUGAAGCAAAGGCACAAAGUAGAGAGAGAGAACAACAUUGGAGAUGAAGUUGGUUGGUCCAAGAACAGGGAGAAGGCUAAGACUAUCCCUAAGCUAGCUGCCAUGAACAAGAAGUUUGGUAUGAUUCACGGCUUGUCGUCUCUAGCUAACAUCUUUUCUUUUGGGAGCCUUGCCAUGCAUUCUUGGUACCUUGCUGGGAAGUUGGAUCUCUAAGUUUCUUUUCACAAAGGUCUGAGCUUUUUAUGUCACCCUUCAUGAAUAAAAUAUAUAUCUCUUGCUUUGUAAGAUUAUCAUACCCGGCAGUGAAAUCAUGAAACAGUUUGUUAUAAUGAUUUUUUUUUCUCUGAAAUAAUUGAUGUGUGAAUGCUA